AUGGACAGCCUUCUCGUCAUUACAUAUGCUUAUAAACCGCUCUCCGACAGCUUCUUGCGAAACAUAUCCUCCGGAGGCUCGGACUUCGACCCUGAUCAUGGGACUCAUCUUUCCCCGAUCCUGAUACCCCGCGUCGCCGGGACAGCAGGGCAUACAACUGUCCAGCGCCAUUUCAUUAAUUUCUUCAGCGGCGAGCUGCCAAGAUGGAGGAUGGAGUGGUACAAUUCGAGCACGACAACGCCUAUGGGUGUUGAAGUCCCAAUCGCGAACCUUGUUUUCAAGAGGGAGCCGCCUUGGACAAAGCAAGGGCAGGCCAAUUGGUUGACGUUGGCGGCGCAUUAUGACAGCAAGAACUUCCCAGAGGGGUUUUUAGGCGCGACGGAUAGUGCUGUUCCUUGCGCUAUAUUGCUGCAUGUUGCAAGAAGCAUCGAUCAGUAUGUGACACAGAUGCAUGACGAGAUGGCGGAAUUGGGGGAAGGGGGAACAGUCGAGAUGGAUAUGGGUGUGCAAAUACUACUUCUUGACGGGAAGGAGGCUUUGGAUGAGAAGGGGCCAGCAUUGUAUGGAUCAAGAGCUCUGAGUGAGACUUGGGAGAUGAAAACCAAUCCAGUUGGCUCGAAGUAUCCAAAUGCUUUGAGCCAAAUUAAUAUAUUCGUUCUGCUCGACGUCCUGGGAUCCAUCAACCCCACAAUUCCCUCAUAUUUCCUCCUUACGCAUUGGGCAUACAAAAACAUGGCACGUCUUGAAGACCGCUUGCGUAAGAUUGGUCUUCUCGAGACGAGCCCGCUAUCUGCAUUCCUUCCCAUGACGAACGAGCCAAUCAUGGAGUCUGAAAUAGUAGGCGAUUACGUCCCGUUCAUGGAACGUGGUAUACCAUUUAUUCGGCUUCUGCCUUCGCCUCUGCCCCCAAUCGCAAAUACAAUAGAAGACAACGGCAAACACCUUCACUUGCCGACUGUUAGGGACUGGGCCAAGAUCGUGACAGGUUUUGCGCUUGAAUGGUUAGACAUGAUGGAAGUGUGGCCCGAGUAG
This is a messenger RNA of Hyaloscypha bicolor E, 1032 nucleotides long. RefSeq lists its product as uncharacterized. Bases 1 to 1032 code for a protein of 343 amino acids. Gene Ontology annotation, molecular function: zinc ion binding; glutaminyl-peptide cyclotransferase activity. The record is from RefSeq and is a predicted model, not a curated record. The transcript is spliced from 2 exons. Lineage: Eukaryota; Fungi; Ascomycota; Leotiomycetes; Helotiales; Hyaloscyphaceae.